UAAUAAAAAUUCCAAAAAAUGACUUCAAUUGUGGGGCAUACACUGCAUCUAGAGCCCGGAGAGGCUUUGCCAUACUGGGCCAAAUUUGACUGGUGUCCCGAAAUAGAACAUGAUAUCUAUAGAGACUGGGGCACAUAUUACUUCAAUCGGCGCAGAGAGAACUUUGCCAUGCACUAUUAUACCAAGGCAUUGGAAUUGGAUGAUUGUGAUUAUAUAACCCUCUAUCGUCGCAGUCAGACCCAACGAAGAGCUGCACGGAUCGAAGGAGCACUGAACGAUGCCAGUAAAGCUGCUAAAAUGGCUUUGCAGAAACAUGGACCCAAUUGUCCCAUCAAUCUGCAAAUAUGCGAUGCACUUUUCGAGCUCAAUCAGUUUGAGAACGCCAAUAUAGAAUUGCAUAACAAUAUUAGAAAUUUUAUUGGUGUCAAAUCCAAAUCUUUUGAAACGCGUCUCAUUGUGGUGGAUGAUGUCAUCAAGGAUGUAACUGGCAAAGCCAUGUCCUUGUUCUAUUUACGAAACCAAAAGUUGAUACGUCACGUUAAUGAAAUCACCAAAGCUAAAGCAAUUGUAGAUAAUCGUAUCUUAUGGAAGAAAUUAAGGGAUCAGGGAAAAUGCGAUGUAGUCAGCAUACUGGAAACAGAGGAGGAAGUCCUGUCUCCUAUAGAAAUAGCCCGCAGGAAGCGAGCAUUCAAUGUACUACAUCAGACUUACAUGAAUGAUUCCUGGUAUGAUAUUCUUUUCAUGAAGAACUUGAGAAAGAAUCCAAGUUUGCUAUUAAAUCAAUGCAAACGAUCAAAAAACUUUCUGCAAACUCUAUCGAGUAAGCAAUAUGAUAUCGUCAGACAGUUUAUGAAAAUGCUACAAUCUCGCAAUCCUCUUUACUAUGUCAGUUUCUUGAAGUAUCCAAACAAAAAAAUGCUUGAGAAGAAUAAAGAAGCAAAUCUAUUCCGUGUACAGUACCAAACCUAUAGGAAUAUGACCGCUGAUCUCAAAUAUAUGCGUCAACUGCGUAAAGAAAAGAGAAUCAAGACUCUUGGCGAUUAUGUUGAGAAAGUCAUGGGCGAUUAUUAUGUGAUAAAGAGAACUCGUGUCAUGUGCUGGAAAUUUGAAUUCAUAAAUGAGGUUUACAAUAUCCUCGCUCUGGCACUUACCGAGCAAUAUAUUGUACCCAGAAAUUUUAAAUUUAAUGCGACUGCAAUGAUGCGAUUACUGCAUUUGCCAAGGGAUAAAAAAGAGGAUAUAGUUUCAUAUGUAUUUGGAGAUCGUUCCACCUACCAAGAAGGAGAUGAUCAAGAUCUUGAAGGAAAAAAAUCGAGAAAACUUAUUACUCGCAUUGAGAGACGGAUUCGUUUUGCAAAGUAUCCUAUCGAAAUGUGUUAUCUUUAUAAUCAGAUGGCUUCAAUUCAUCUGAGUCAACUGCACUAUGACGAGUGCUGUUUUAAUGCUCGCAGAGCUAUAAAGGAAAGUCACAAGUGCAAUAGCGUGAUCUGGCAUUUUCUGAGUCUUAUACAAAUCAUCAAAGCGAAUGUCACACAGCAUAAAGUGGAGCGCACUAAAGAAGCUUUGGAUGAGGCUCUUCCCCUUGCAAAGCAGCUUAGAUCUGUAAAGCUUAUCAAGUUUAUAGAGACGUGUAUCUUCAAUACUGAGGAUGACUAUAAUAGAAAGCUCAGUUCCAUAGCCAGUCAAAGGUCUAGCCGGGCAUCGGUAACAACUACAAUGAUGCGAGAGGAACUAGAAGAUAAGUUGAUUGGCAUUUAAAAAUAAAUUGUAAGGUCUUUAUGUAGACGUAAACAAUAAU
This is a messenger RNA of Drosophila innubila, 1798 nucleotides long. RefSeq lists its product as uncharacterized. The record is from RefSeq and is a predicted model, not a curated record. The coding region runs from base 19 to 1758 and encodes 579 amino acids. Gene Ontology annotation, molecular function: protein binding. The transcript has 7 exons. Lineage: Eukaryota; Metazoa; Arthropoda; Insecta; Diptera; Drosophilidae.